This is a messenger RNA of Gongylonema pulchrum, 639 nucleotides long. Lineage: Eukaryota; Metazoa; Nematoda; Chromadorea; Rhabditida; Gongylonematidae. The record is from the annotation of a GenBank genome assembly.
AUACCACAAACAGUAACAAUCGAUGAAUUGCCCGCUGAAGGUUUGGUGCCUGAUUCGAACUACAAAGUUUACGUCCGGGGUGAGACACUUGGCUCAAAAAUUUUGUUCGAAGAUGAGGCUCAAGUGCGCUACGAUGAUAAAUCGCUAUCGAUAUUUGUCAGGACCGAUAAAGCUAUCUAUAAACCUGGAUCAAUCGUACAUUAUGAAGUGAUAGUAGUGAAUCCUCAUUUGAAGCCGUAUUUGGAGACGGUUUCGGUGAAAAUACGCGAUCCAAAUCAAAAUAUCAUCAAUCAGCACAGUGAUCAGCCACUAACAAAAGGUGUUUACUCAAAUGAUCUGGAGCUAUCGGUUGAGCCACCACUUGGUGACUGGCAAAUUGUGGUGGAGACAAAAAGCGGCAUCAAAUUCGAGAAGACAUUCACCGUUGACAAAUAUGUCUUGCCAAAAUUUGAAGUGAACGUAAAAACGCCAAGUUUCAUUACGGUGAAUGACGAUCUGAGUGUACAUGUUGAAGCUAAGUACACAUAUGGAAAAGGAGUAUCCGGAAAAGCGAAAGUAAUCCUUGAGCUACCAUGGCACCGAUUUGCGCUAUCGCGGCCUGUAAUUGUUGCCGAAGAUGGCACCGUACAAGAGGUUUGA